This is a messenger RNA of Pomacea canaliculata, 17132 nucleotides long. RefSeq names its product hydrocephalus-inducing protein-like. The record is from RefSeq and is a predicted model, not a curated record. Gene Ontology annotation, cellular component: axoneme. Bases 86 to 15988 code for a protein of 5300 amino acids. NCBI's taxonomy places the organism in Eukaryota, Metazoa, Mollusca, Gastropoda, Architaenioglossa, Ampullariidae. The transcript has 97 exons. Gene Ontology annotation, biological process: cilium movement; axonemal central apparatus assembly.
GGGUGACAAUACACCAUAGUAACAGAGCAAUAUGGCGUUCCAAAACAUGCGUAACUGUUGAUGAGACAACAGCUCAACCGCCAAAAUGCCUCUGGGGCCAUUUGGAGAAGUAGUAGGUACCACUGGUACCUUAGAUGCUCUUGGAGAAGAUGGUCAAAACUACAAGUCCAAGGUGAUCGCGCCUCGGAACCCAAAGGUUGUUCGCUCAGACGACCAAGAAAAGAAGAAACACAUGGAAAAGAAGGUUAUAAUUGAAAGAGCUGUGAAGCAUCCAGUUCUUGUUAAAAAACCUCUUCUUGACCCACCGAUGAAACCCAGUAAGUUCCUUUUUGACAUGAGACUUACAACUGAGCAAAAGCUUGCCAACACACAUAUAAUGCAUAUUCCACGCAAAGUGGAACUUCUUGACAUGGGUGAUACAUCUCUUCAGAAGUUCUCCCAAGUCAGCAUUGAUGAACCAUUGUUUCAACCAUUCCCAUCAACGAUUUACUUUCAGAACUUUGAGCCAUUUGAGACAUAUGAAGUUCCCCUUUCUCUUCGUAACAAUGAUAAGGUUCCACGGCUUGUCAAAGUUACCCAUUUGGAUUCUCCAUACUUCAAAAUCAUUAGCCCUUUUAAUGUUGGUCAUAAAGUUGGUCCAGGUCUGCCUACAGUUUUUCGGAUACAGUUCAUACCAGACAUGAAGAAAGACUACGAACAUGAACUGAUCUGCCACACAGAGCGGGAGAAAUUUGUUGUUCCUGUCUAUGCCAUUGGUGCCCGAGCAAUUCUUGACUUUCCUGAUGAAAUCAACUUCCCUGUUUGCCCUGUCAAAUACCCCAGCACACGAACUCUUUUAAUCAGGAACAUUGGUCAGCGGGAGGCCAAGUUUUCCCUGGAAGCAGAGAAGCCAUUCUCUGUCACACCUGAGAUUGGUACUCUGGGCAUUGAUGACAUCAUGCAGGUGACCAUUGAGUUCAAUCCACAAAAAACUGGUGAUUGGCAUGGAGAUCUCACCAUCAGCUAUGACACAGGAGAAAAAGUUCAUGUAAGCUUGUAUGGGGCUGCACAAGAUGCCAAUGUUCGCCUGGACAAGAACUCUGUACGCAUGGAGAACACAUACUUGUCCAUGGCAUCUCAACGCACAGUUGUGAUCUUCAAUCGCUCUGACUUCAUUGCUCACUUUCGCUGGACACAGUUUGCCACCCAAGAAGAAGAAGAUCAGCAAAAACUGCUACAGCGUAUAGAAUUGGACAGAGAAGAAAAUACAGACACAGAUCGGUUCCUUGAUGAAUGUGUGACAGACCCUACCCUGAGAGACAAGAUUUCCAUCCUAAGCAGGACUUUCCAGAAUAGACAGAGGAUGUUAGAGAGAGACCCUAUGCUUUUUGAGGAUGAUGUGAUCAAGAUUGAACCAGUAGAAGGGGAUAUCUGGCCUCAGUCCAACUUUGAAGUCAGCGUGGUGUUCAGACCACGUGAAGCUCUUCAGUACACUCGCACAGCAUUUUGUGAAAUCACUGGCCGCCAGAGUCGCCUGCCUUUACGCAUUCGUGGUGAUGGAGCAGGACCAAAGGUGGAAUUUUCCUUUGAAGUUCUGGAUAUGGGCAUCAUUUUUAUUGGAUCCAAGCACUCAUAUGAAAUAGUGCUGGCAAACAAAGGGGACAUUGAUGCUAUUUACAGUGUUCUGCCAAACAGUUCUCUGUUUGGACCAUGCUUCAGUUUCAACCCAGCAGAAGGAAUUGUCAUGCCAGGGGGUCACCAAGCUAUACAGAUCGCUUUUAGUUCAUCUCAUCUUGGGGACUUUUCCGAAGAAUUUAGCUUCCAGGUGGAUGGUUUGCCAGAUAACCUGAAGGUUACUUUGAAGGGAUCUGUGAUUGGCCCAACCUUCCAGUUUGAUGUGCCAAAACUAAAGUUUGGGAUUGUGUCAUAUGGAUUCAAGCAUUCCAAGACAUGCACCCUUAUGAACACAUCACUGGUUCCCAUGUCUUUUCAUCUCCGUGUCCCUGGAGAUGGCACCACGCCCAGCAUCUGUGCAACUUCUGAUAUGGAAUCUUUGGGUCAUACAGACCAACCUACUCCUCGGCAGGGUAUUCUGGGGAGUGUCAAAGAGUUUGACAUUCUUCCUUCCACAGGAACCAUCCCACCUCAGAGUGAAAUGAAAGUGACCAUAACUCUGACCUCCAACCAGAUCCGAAAAUAUGAGAAUGUGCUUGUAGUAGAUGUGGACCAUGUUGGGGAAGAGAUUCUCAGCCUGCCUAUCAGUGCCAAGUGCAUUGUUCCAACAGUCACUCUUCUGACUCCAGUGAUGGACUUUGAACGCUGUUUUCUGGGAUAUCCAUAUGAACAUUACAUUCGUCUUUACAAUGACUCUGAUCUGGCAGCCAAAUAUAUCAUCAUUCCAGAAAAGGAGCUGAACAUGGAGAAUCCUUCCAUCCUAUAUGAAAGCAGAGAGGCAAAGGGUAUUAUAGCACCUCAUUCAUUGUGUGAAGUUCCCCUGAUGAUCCGAGCACAGAUGCUAGAGGAGCAGGAGGUAUCAUGCUUCGUGGCCAUCUUUGGUAGUCAGGAGCCACCUAUGCAUGUGCAUGUUACUUGCAUUGGGGAGGGACCAGUCGUUCAAAUAACCCCACCGAAGGUAGACUGGGGCACAAUAAAAGUAUUGGUAGACAACACCAAGAAGCUUCUUCUUUCCAACGAAUCCCUCAUUCCAGCAAAGUUCACUGCACAAAUGCUUCGCCCCAACUCUGUCUUCAGCGUUUACCCACAGGACGGAGAGAUUCCUCCAGAAAGUGAUCUGGAAAUAACUGUCACUGCACACUUGAACGACUGUGUGAGAUUCAAUGACAAACUUAAGCUGACCUUCAUUGAGAGUCUCUCACGUCUGGUGCCAUUGUGUGCAUAUGGGCAAGGCACCACCAUCACGUCUGACCCUCCUCUUUUACCUCUCAUGGACUUGGGCCCUAGUUACAGCAAUCGCCCCUUGAGGAAAGUCUUCAGGCUGACAAACAGCGGACGGCGCCAUCAACAGCUGACAUGGAUGACUGAGGGCUUCGGCAACAGCUAUUCACGCAAAAAACAUAACAGGCGAAACCUUCCUCCUAUCACACAGUCAAAGAAAAAGGAUAAAACUUUCCAAAUGGAAGAACUUGGUCCCGUCUUUGAAGUGAUGCCAAGCCGCUUUGAGCUGAAACCUGGAGAGUCCAUUGACUUCACUCUUGAAGGUUUUGUCAAUGAGCCACAAUCUGUCAAAGAACAGCUGUCAUGUCAUGCCAUUUUGGGGAGAACAGGCGGCAAAGAACUCAUCAUGAAAAUAGAUGUUUCUGCAGAGUUUAUCAGUCCACUUCUUGAGUUCUCCACCAAAAGCGUCUUCUUCCGGGUUGAUAAGUCUGUAAAAGACACUCUUGAGAUUUUAACUCGCAGUCUGGAGAUCAGCAAUAUGUCAUCACUUCCUCUGACCAUCUUGCUGACUCUCAACUACCCCUUCAGCAUUCUCCUUUCUACUGGAGAGACAGUACAGGAGAUGGAAACUUGCUUGGAAUGCCAACAAAAGCAGUUGCUGACAAUCCAGUUUGAUCCAGCCUACAAGGAGGAUCUACACAUUCGGAUCAUUGAUGAGGUGUUACAUGUGGCAUACAAGGAACACCCACACAUUGAUUAUGUAUCACUUCGUGGGGAAGUAUACUUUCCCAAUCUUGAGUUUGAGAAAACUACUCUACACUUUGGCUGCAUCCUGAAUGAUACUGAAGUGACCCGUUAUGUGAACAUCACCAACAACAGCCCUAUGCAGGUGAAAUACAAAUGGUCCUAUCUGGUGGGCAAUGUGCCUACCAAAGUGAAACGCAUUGCACGUCCCCGGCCAUUACUCAUCAAAAAAGAAAGUGUCAGAGCAAUUGAAGAGGAAAUUGAAGCUUUGCAGUCGACUUUUGAUGAGGAAGAGGAAGAGUCAGGUGAUUCAUUCAGGAUAAAACUGGAAGAAGAAGGGGAAGAAGACAAUCAGACCUCUUACGAAUCUUUAAGGAAACAGACCUUUGAUGAGAGGAAGCUAUCUCUACUCAGAGAGGGGAGUGAUGAAGAUGAAUACACAGAUGAUAAUAAGGAGGGUGAGGAAUCAGAGAAUUCAGACGAUUCUGAUGAAAGCCAGAAAAAUGAAAUGCCACUAGCAGUACCUGAGGAUAUUGAUACACCUGAAAAGGGCCAGCUGGAACAGAGCCAGGCAGAGAAGGAUGAGGACCAGCUGAUAAUGGAGCGCCUGCUACUGGGCAGCCGAUUGUCUCUACGGGUGGAGGAGGAGGAAGCACUGCGCAGUAACUGCAUCCUCUCAGCACUUCUGGAACAGGAAGUAGAAGAGACACCACUUGCAAGUGUGGAAGAGGUGUUUGAUAUCCUGCCAUUAUAUGGUAUAUUGGAACCAGGAGAAACUGAGCAGGUUACUUUUACCUUUUUUGGUCAUGCUGAUAUUUGGGGAGAGGUUAAGGCUGUUUGUGAAGUAGAAGGUGGCCCCACCUAUGAACUGACUAUCACAGGAGAGGCUGGUCAAGUGGAGUACCAUUUUGACCAUAAAGAGAUCAACUUUGGCAAACAGAUGUAUGACACAGUUGCUGUUGCUGAGUUGGUGCUGAUCAACUCUGGCAAGGUGGCAUUUGAAUACCGUGCCCUCAAUAUGGAUCCUAGCAUGCAAUCCCGGCCGAAGCCUGGAUGCCCUAUUCUAGUCCCAGCCUCUGGCAAGAUUGGUCCUUUUGGAGAACAGAAGCUGGAAGUGCAUUUCUUGCCUGGAGUACCAGAGUGUUUUCACAAGACCUUUGCCAUCCAGGUUGCUCACUUUGAGCCAGAUGUGAUCAGCAUCAGUGGGGAAGGUGUGUUUCCAAGGGUUUCUCUAGACCUUCCCCGAUAUACAGAUGCGGAAGGAUACUAUGACUCUCUAGCUAAAGAAGCACGGGCAAAUUUGUGCACCAAAGACCUACUGACAGGUAGCAAGUCUCUUCAUGAUCUUGAGGAAUUUUUCCCUUGCAGUUCUACAGACAGAAUCCAAAGCAACUCGGAGUUCGUUUCCAUGCCACCACAAAAUGCACCAACCGAGUUGGAAAUCCAAAUGGAGAUUGAGAGGCUGGCUGUAAGAGACUUUGCCCUUCAGAUGCAAAUCAUGACUUUACCGCAAUCACUGCCGCCGUUUGAUCUCCACCCUCCUGACCUGAACAACAAUCCCAAUUUCAGUGCAAGUGCCAGGACUAUGUCUACUAUGCCAACUCCCCCUGCUGAAGAAUCUGGUGAAUUCUCCCAGUCACAUCAUCUUCGCCGUAAAAGGCUCAGACCCAAGCUUCCAGAAUACCUCCUUGAUUUUGGCUAUGUGGUUCUAGGAACACAGCAGACUCAUGUUGUGCGUGCCACAAACACAGGCUGGUUUCCAGUGUCCUUUAAGAUAGAACGUGGAAAUAUUCACAGUAUGGGCUUUAUUGUAGAGCUUGACCGAGUUCGCAAUCUUCCAGGAGCACCUGACAAUGAAACUGUAGACUUUGUGGUGACUUUUGACCCCCGUGCAGCAAAUUUACAGCUGGGACCUGUUGAGACAGUGGUUUUUAUUAAUAUUGUGAACGGACCCCAAGUAGGGCUAAGACUGCGGGGCAUUGUGACCAUGCCUGACAUGGAGGUCUCUGACGACGUUCUGGAGUUCCAGGAGGUGAAGUGUGGAGAGUGUAAAGUGAUCACCGUUCAGUUUCAUAACCACCAGCAAGUGAGAUGUGACUGGUUCUCUGGCCUUGAAGAAGAAUACAAGGCCAAGCUAGAGCAAGAAAGGAGAAUGCAUGAACAUUCCCAGCGGUUUGUUCCUUUGUACCUUCGCCGUAAACUGCGCCAAGAGAAAAAGAAACCUCCCCAUUUUGAAGUGCUUCCAGCAAGUGGGAGUCUCAUGCCAGGUCAGCGAGUCAAUGUCCAGAUCAAGUUCAUGCCCACAGAGGAGAUAUUUUAUGAGCAGCGCAUUCCAAUCAGAAUUGCUCAAAGCAGUCAGCGUCUCUUGCUGCUUUGUAGAGGUCAAGGCCUUGAACCUCGUCUUGAGUUUGAUCACCAGCUGGUGGAGUUUGGGCCCAUUCUGCCACACAGCAAUGGAGUUGAGCAAGAGGUUGUCAUCUGCAACCCUUGCAACUUUCCUAUUGAGUUCUACAGCUUGGAGUUUGACCAGCAGUAUCUGGAAGAAGAGAAGGUACUAAGACUGAUGAGGGGCUACGACGAAUACAGCACAAUCCUUCUUCCUCCCCGUGUCCCUUCAGAAAAACUUCCCAAUGAGCUUUUGGACUUCUAUGAUGAGCAAAUGAAGAAGCUUGAGGAAGAAGAGCGGGCCAAGGAGGAAGCCAAAGCAGAGGAACUGCAGCGUCAGCUGGAAGAGAAAGAAGAAGACGCACUAGAUGAUAAAGUGAAACAAGAGUCUGAGGAUAUUAAGACUGAACAGCUACCAAGUGUCCUGACAACAACAGCAUCAGCAACAUCAGGCUCCAUCAAGGAGACGGUGCAGGCUGCUGUGUCCAUUGAUGAGGCUGAAAGGAAGGAAGAGCGACUGGAAGAAAGGAUACAGGAAUCAGCAAAUGGAAGUCUUGGUGUUGGUGAACUUGAGAUCACACCUAUUUCAAUGGCCAUUGCUCGAUAUCUUGGCAUUGACCUGUCAGCGGAGGGGAAGGCUGCUCGAAACCGUCGUGGGCUGGCCAUCAUUUUGCAUGGAGCUCCAAUGACAGGAAAAUCAACAGUAGCCAUUGCUCUGGCACGACAUUAUAAUGCUGCCAUGCUCACCCUUGAUGGCGUUAUUAUGGAUGCCAUUGCCAGUGGCAACACUAGUGCAGGAAUGCGAGCACGACAACUGUGUGCUGAGGCAGCCCAUCGCAAGGCUGAAGAGGUGAGACUACAAGAAUCUGAGGAGAGUGAGAAAAAGCCAGCAGGGCUCAGUGUUGAGGCCGUCACAGUACAUACUCAGGGAGGAGCUAAUCCUUCUGUCAUUUCUUCCAUUGGAACUGUUCGGAAGACAAGUCAACUGGACACUAAAAGUAAAGAAAAAGGAGUCAAAACGCUAAACACUUCUUCUGGGGAAGCUAGCAGUCAGAUUCCCAGCACUCCGCCAUUACUGACAGUACCUCAACCACAGCGACUGAGUGUCAGCACCAACAUUGCCGGGGAAGAUGGCCUCCUCAGUUGUGUUUUUCCUGAAGAGCUUCUCAUAGAGAUUUUGUCAGAACGCCUCCAGUUAAAUGAUUGCCACCGUGGUGUGAUCUUUGAUGGACUUGAGACACUGUUCUCUCAGAACUAUUUUUCCACCUUAAAUGCUAUCUUGAAGGCAUUGAACAACCGCCGCUUCAUCUACUUCUGCACACUUAAGAUGGACUUCAGUGUUCUGAAAGAGCAUGAGCAAUUGAAGAAACUGAAAAUUGAGGAGGAACAGAAGAGAAAGGAAGAAGAAGAACUUCUGAGAUUAGAAGAAAUGGAUGAAGAAGAGUAUGAUGCCCUCAGUGAUUCUGAGAAAGCUAGGACAGAUGAGAAGCGACUGGUUAUAAAGAAAGCCCGCAUCAAAAAAGAGCAAGAAGAGCGUGCUGAACGAGAGCGGCGUGAGAAGGAGGCACGAGAAGAGGAGGAGAGAAGACGGGAAGAAGAAGCGAAGCUAAAGAAAUCAAAGAAAGGAAAAGGGGGACCCCCAGAUCCCAAGGAAAAGGACAAGAAAGGAGCACCCCAAGAUAAAAAGGGGGCACCCCCAGCAACAGAUCGGGGCCAAAAGUCACAGGGUGGAGCUCGCCAUGACACCGAUCAUAAAGUACCCGCACCUACUGACCGCCCAGAGUCUCAUGGAACAGAAAAAAGUGAUGGUCAUGACGAUGGAAAUGUCCAGAGAAGACGGGGCUCAUGGGUUCCUGAGGACAAAAAAAAGAAAGCAGGAAAAGAUGGUAAAAAAGAAAAGGGAGGCCAUUUGAAUCAAGGUGAUUCCAUGGUUUCUGAAGAGCACAAGGAUAAUAUGAAUGAGGAAGAAAUUCUGCUCAUGCAGCGAUUCCGGAAGUUUGAAGUUGCCCAGAAGGAUAUUGCAGACUUCUUAGAAUUGUGGGACCGCACAACGCUGCAGGUCCAAAUCCCACAUAGCCCCUCAGAACCCUCUGAGGAGGAGGCCAAAGAGCCACCACAAUCUGCCAAGAAGGGCAAGUCCAAAGACAAACAUGAGAAGGAAAAGGAGAAACUUCGACAGCAGCAGGAAAAAGAGAUGGCAGAAAAGGCUGCCAAAGAGGCAGCAGCAGCAGCACAGGGAAGUGGGAAAGAUAAGCCGGCCAAAGCCAAAGAAGAGGAGUCCUUGGGAAUCCCACACAUUGUUAUUGACUGUUCUGAUCACAAUACCGAUCCCAUGGAAAAAUUGCUGUCAUCUCGCUUCCUGCCUUCACUUGAAGAGGUGCUAGAUGGACUAGGAAUGGGUCCACGAGGACCACCUAUCCCCCCUCCUGCAGUCUUUGCCGUGGUCCCCUACCCUGUGAAGCGUCGUGCUCCUUUAAUGGCUGAACUGGGAGGACGUUAUAUAUUUGUUGCCUCUUCUCCAGAUGAUCCAAAUGUGAUAGUGGAAGAAAAAACAAAAGACCCUGAUGCUGAGGAGGAGAAGUCAGCUACACCAGAGAAGAUUGGUAAGGAAGACCAUGCAGCACGUGGAAAAGUAAAAGGAGCAGAGAAGAAAGCUACCUCAGGAGAUCCCACUACCAAAGAACGCAAGCGCAGUGCAGAUAGAAAGUCUCGCAUGGCACGCCGCAACUCAGCCCAGAUUUCUUCUCCCCCUCCUGGAGCAACUACACCUGUUUCAGAUGGUGACAAUCAGAGCACAACUGGAGAAGGUUUGGCUCCUACUGAGCCCAAAACUGCAAAACUCUCCACCUUCCGCUGGAUUGUACCAGCCAAUGGGGAGAUAAUGAUUCGUCUACGUUUUCAGUCUGAAGAACUAGGUCAGUUUGACCAGACAUUUAACUUUGAGAUUGUUAGCACACGACGGCGCUACCAACUUUUCUGCAGGGGUGUGUGCGCAUUCCCUACGAUCAGUAAGGAACCCAGAAUUGUGUUUCCAUCUCGCAAGAAGAACAUGAAGCCUGAUGAGAUUGUUAACAAAAAGUACAUCCUCAUGAAUGAAACAUUUGAAUUUGGACCUCUUCUUGUUGGCAAAAGUAGAGAACGAUACAAGGAAGGACGAUAUCCAGAGAACAUGGAGAGUUUCAAAAUCUUCAACUCCUCGCCCAUGGAAGCUGAAGUUAGCUUUUGCUUUUUCACUGACAGCAAAGGAGAGACAUUUCUACUUGAUCCCCCCAGUGGUACUCUAAAGCCUAAUGACUCCAUGGCUCUCACAGUCUGGGCAUAUCCGAAGGGUCCUGGAAGGUUUGAAGAUGCAGUGGUGGUUUGCAUCCGUGACAACCCAGAGCCUGUGGUGUUUAAGGUUGCAUGUGAUGGCUUUCGACCUGAGCUGGAACUAGACAAGAAGGUGCUGCACUUUGACAAGGUUCUGCUCCACAGAAAAGACACUAAGGUUCUCUAUCUCCGUAACUCCACCAAACUCCCUGUUGCCUGGCGACUGAGUGGCUUGGAGAUGUUGGGUGAGGAUUUUACAGUGGGUGCUGACACCGGUGUAGUGCAGCCCCUGUCAGAGUACCCCCUGCAGGCAUAUUUCCGUGCAAUGAGGCCCGUACAGACAAGCAAGAGGAUGAUCAGACUUGAGAUCUCAGACGCAGACAACAUUAUGGGUGUUGUCAGCACAGAGCCUAUUCAAGUUAUUGCUGAGGCCUAUGAUGUUGCAUUGGACAUGAGCUUUCCAAAGGGCACAGACGGUGGUCUCGACUUUGGCACAAUGCGUGUGAAUGAAGAGCGCAAAGAAGUAUGCACACUUAAAAACAAGGGGAAAUAUGAUAUUGCCUAUAGCUUUGUCUUGGAGAAUGUAGACCCAGGGUGUCCAGACCUUGCAUCCUUUUUCUCUGUCAUUCCCACGAAAGGAACUCUGACUCCAGUAGACCGCCCAACGCAGGUUCAAGUGAUAUUCAAAUCACCAAGGGAAGUCAUAGUGCGAGACCAACCAGUUCUCAAAUGCCUUGUCAUUGAGCCUAACUUAAACGAAGGUGGGGAGGUCAUUGCAAACAUCCCAGUGAAAAUUUCUGUGAAGGCUGUUUACACCAAGUUUAACAUACAACCAUCCAGUGAUGUGAACUUUGGGUGCUUGUUGGUAAACAGCAAAAAGACUCGUACAUUUACCAUUGAAAACAAAGGCGAGUUUGAAUUUCGGUACACUAUUACAAAGUAUAUGAAGGAAGCUGUUUCUCAGACCAAUGUUCGUCAGCAGCGUCCGGUGGUCAAGGGAGAAAAACGUGAUGGCUCAAGUUCAGGAAGAUCAGUGGCACGUCCAAAGAAAGCUGAUUCUCUUAGGCAAGAGCAAGGUGGUCAGUCUCGACUGAUGCUUGGCAUGUUCACCAUCUUUCCUGCCUUUGGCAUGAUUACACCAAACAAUCAACAGGUCAUCACUGUAGACUGUGUGGCCGAGACACAAGCCCAUGCUGAAGAGGAGCUCAGCAUUGAUAUCACAGACCGAAAUCCCAAAGCUUACCCCAGUGGCAUCUUAUAUAAGCUAAUUGCUGAAGCCUGCAUCCCCUCCAUCAACACUGAUGAUAUUGGAAGCAUUUUUGAAGAACAUCGUAUCUGCAAAAGCCUCAAUGCCUGGCACAACAGCACUGAUGAGGGCAUUGGAGGAGUCUACGUGGAGUUGGAGAAACGGUUCAUCUUCAACAGUGUAAUUGUGGGAUGCAAAGCAAAGGCACGGUUUAAAAUCCACAACCCUACCAAGGUGCCAUGUGAUCUACUGUUUUCCCUGAAGCCAUUGUCUUCCCAGAAAACUGCUUCCAAGACACAAGAAGCCUUUGAGGUGGAUCCCCAGAGAGCAUCAAUGCCCAGCCACGGCUUCCUCUAUGUCACCAUUUCAUUUUCUCCACAAUCCAUGCAGUCCUACUUUGCUGUCUUUGAAGCUGCCAUUGAAGGCAUAACUCCAAACCAACCUCGUGGCAAGCCUUUGACUUUUGAGAUUGCUGGAGAAGGCAACCUCCCACGUGUGACAGUAGUGAAACCAAUGAUUCGUAGCAAGCAUGGGCAACCUUUGCUUCUGUUCAAAAAGAUCCUUGUCGGCAGAACCCAAAUCCUUCCAUUUGAGUUGUUGAAUGAAGGCACACUUCCUUGCAAGGUGAACAUUGAUCUGCUUGAUCCUGAUGGUGUUUUUGUCUUGCAAUCGACUAGUAACACUCAGAAUGUGGCUGGUGACAUGAUUGAUGAUCUACAUAGGAGGCCACACACUGUUUCCAUAUCCAUCAACAUGCAGGAGGUGGCUACCUUCACCGUCACAUUCCGACCAACACAGGCACAACGUUCUGUGGCUCACAUACGAAUGUCAGUGGUGGAUAACCAGUAUGAAGACUCUGUGGUUCAGCUGGUUGGAGAGGGAUACCAGGAUGAUAUAACACUGGACAACAUCACGAGUGUCUUCAAGGAAAACACCCUACCCGAAGACCUAGAGGGAAAUAUGGCUGAUGUUAAUGUCGCAGCUGCGAGACCCAACCUAAUGGUAUUUGGGAACUGUUACAUCAAUGAGCCACGUACCCUGUCACUGACCAUGACUAAUCAUUCCAAGACUGACUGCAUUCGCUUCUCCUGGCCAGAUCACCCACAUCUGCGCUUCUGUCCACAGGUGGGUCAUCUUCAUGCUGGCUGCAGCAAAGAUGUGUCAGUGACUUUCUGCACCAACACCCCAAAGACUAUGGUGGAAGAAGUGGUAGCAGCAAGAGUAGUGAAAAUCACGUUUGAAAAGCCAGCAGAACAGGUCUCUGACUGGGAUGACCGCAUCAGGACUGUCAAAUGGGUGGACAUACCACCUGUCUCAUCCCAAGUUCCUGACAACACAGUUAACAAAUUUCCUUCAGCCACCCUUCAGACCGGGAGAGGAUUGAAGAAGAAGGUUGUUGAAACAGAGCCAGAACCAGCAUGCACAGAGGUGGUGGAGUCUGCUCGAAAUGUGGAGCUUCUCGUGUCCGUAGUGUGUGACUACAGCAAAUACACCUGCGAUUGCGAGUCUGUGUGUUUCCGCAACACCCUCAUGUUUCAGACUCGCAUGUAUGAAGUACUGCUGAACAAUGUUGGUGAGGUGGCCAUGGAUUACUCCUGGCAGAUUGUGAUGGAAAACUCCACAUUCCAAAGUUUACAGAGGUCGGUAACCUUCAUAUCUGAGGGUGACAGGUCCGAGUCUAGAGCAGACAUGAUGGGCUCUUCAGACCUACCCUUCUCCAUUGAUCCUCAGUUUGGAACCAUCCCAGCUGGCAAAAAGGCAUCGUGCAUUAUCAAGUUCUCUCCACUUGAUGUGAAUGAGUAUGAAGGGCGACUAAUUUGCAGCAUCCCAAACCUUGAGAACAACAUUCAGGGGCCUGUGAUUGGUGUGAAGGGGCGGAGCAUGAUGCCUUUUUGCCACUUCGAGCUUAUUGACUCAGAUUACCUGUCAGGGGCUCGUCGAGACCUAAGUCUUCUAGACAGUGGGAUAGCUCCACGCAUAUCCCUUGACCCCAAUACAAGAGUCAUUGAGUUUGAGGUUGUUGGCAUUGGACUACAUAGUGUAAAAGAGUUCUGUAUUGUCAACCCUACCAGCAGCAAAUACAACUUUGAGUGGUUGUGUGAGGAUGAGACAGAUAAUAAAGCCUCACCUUGCUUCAGGUGCCUCACCCCACGUGGUGAAAUUUGCAGUGGCCGAAAAUCAAAGGUUGGAUUUGAGUUUGUGUCAAACACACUGGAUAUUGUUGAGUCCCUUUGGUGCUUUGUCAUUCCGGAGCAAAACAUCACUGUGCCCUUCCUGCUUGUGGGUCACACACGUGAGCCUAACGUCAUCUUGGACCGCUCGCAUUUGAGUUUCAAAGCUUUACUGAUUGGAAGUGAAGCAGUGGAGACAGUGAACCUCAUCAAUCAUGAGACCAUACCAUACAGUUUUCAAUUUCUUGAAGAAUCUUGCCACACUGAGGGUUUUGGUGCCCAUCUUCGUGUGGAACCAAUGUCAGGACAAAUUCCACCAAAGUCAAGGCUGGCCAUUAAUCUGAGUUUUGCUCCAAACUCAGAGAAGGUUGUCAACUUCAAUCUGGUUUGCAAGGUACAGCGUCGCCUCAAGCCAAUCACGCUUAAUGUCAAGGCAGAGGGGUACACGAUGAACUGCAUUGUUCUGUGUGAAGAUUCAGCAGGAAAUCGCAUCCAGCUGACUUCUAGAGGAACCAAUCAGAUCCACUUUGGAGAUGUGGAGAUCAAUGAAACGGCCAUCAGGCAGCUACAUAUCAUCAAUUCUGGAAAGUUCAACUUUGACUACACCUGGAGUCUAAACAAAUCAGCGCUGCACAGCAAUAUGAUUGCCAUUAACCCUGUAUCAGGAAGUGUGACAUCCAAGGAAACAGAGAAAUGUCUUCUUUCUUUCUGCCCACCCACCCGCACGAUUUUGAGGAGAUGUGAGCUGAUGCUAGGGAUUUCAAAGGGACCUUCGUUUACCAUUAGCGUGAUGGGUCAGGGAGUCACGCCUGGGCUGCACUUCUCCUUCCACUCCUACAAUUUCGGCAAUGCCUUUGUACAUCAUGCAGGAAUGCCUGCCCUUACCACUGUGCUCAAGCUGACCAACAAGGACAAGAAAGAUGUCAGUGUGGAGUGUCAGUAUGAAGCCACUCCACAACUGCAUCACAGCUUUGAGGCAAAAGUGAUUCCUUGUGGUGAAUCUAUCGACAUUCCAUUCACAUUCUAUCCACGAGAAGCACGGCGCUACCAAGAGCUUGUCAACUUUGAGAUCAAUGGCCUGUCCAAGCAGACGGUGGAAUUUGUUGGCAAUGGAUGUGAAAUGAAGGUGGAAGUAUCCGAUCCCAGAAACAAGGUUGUAAACCUUGGUUCUCGCUACUUUGGUGAUGUAGUCAAGAAGUACAUCCCCAUCGUUAACAACUCCCCAGCACCCAUCAGCUUCCACCUGGCCUUCACGCCUUAUUCGGUCAGGCUGCAGUCACCUGACAUCUUGUCUGUGGGCCCUGUUGGCCGUCUUACUCUAGAUCCUCGAGGGGGGUCAAUGAGGGUGGAAGUCAUUUUCAAGCCAAAUGUCCGCAUACCUGCCUUUGCUGAGGAGGUGCUGAUGGAGAGCGAAGGCAUUUCCUUGCCAUUGUUUGUGCUGAAGGGCUCUUGCCUAGGCAUGGAGGUCACUCUUGACACUGAUGCCAUCCCUUUUGGCACUGUGUGUUAUCAGAGCAGUGUGACCCGCACAUUGGUGAUGAGCAACACCGGUGAUAUGAACACCAGAUUUAGGUGGGAUUCAGAUCGCUUCUUACCUGAUUUCUCUAUCUCACCUGUGGAGGGCUACAUAACACCUGGGACAGAGGUGACAUUUGAUGUCAAUUUCCACCCACAGACCAUAAGUUCUGACAUCCGAUGUGAAAAACUACGCUGCUUCCUUGAUGGUGGUCCUCAUAAGCCUAUCACUCUCACCUUGACUGGCAGCUGUACUGCCAUAGUACCAUCAAAAGAAGUGCAGAACUUCAUGACCUUUGUGCGUGGUAAAGAGACUAAGAUGAUUUCCAUCAUAAACAAGACGAACCAGCUGUGGGAGCUGAGCCCAGUGAUAGAAGGCGAGUUCUGGAGUGGACCUAUCAAGUUCAUCGUGGAGCCACAGCAAACCAAGCAGUACGAACUGACCUACCGCCCCCUCACUAUGACCACAGAGAGCAAGAAGCACAUGGGAACCCUCUUUUUCCCUUUACCAGAUGGCACAGGUCUGCUUUUCAACCUGCAGGGUACAGCAGAUGUGCCAAAGCCAAAUGGCAAGAUUUCGCGGGAAGUGCCCUGUAAAACAACCUAUACAGAGCUGCUUACUGUGUACAACUGGCUAAACAAGGCACAGAGGUUCAGGGUGAAGACUGAACCAAUCAAGCCAGAGAAAUUUGACCCUGGGACCACAGUUAAGGGAAUGGAGUAUGUUGAUGUACCUCCCAGUAGCAGCAAAGACUACAAACUCAACUUCUAUGCCUAUCGUGAAACUGCUAUGCUUCUCAAGGUUACAUUCAUCAAUGAUCAAACUGGAGAGUAUCAAUACUACGAGAUCAGCAUCCGAGCCACCAAACCAGGUGUAAUUGCCAUGCUAGAAUUGUCCACACCAGUCAGGAAGAGUGUGCCUUAUACUCUCCGCUUGGACAAUCCUCUGAAUACUCCAAUCACCUUUUCUGCGACAUGCAAUGUUCCUGAAAUUCAGAUGCCCAGUCAACUACAAGUACCUCCACAAUCUCAGGGUCUUAUUACCUUUGAGUACCAGCCUCUAAAGAUUGGAGAUGUUCAGGGCAAACUGGAGUUCAAUAACAGUGAGCUGGGACUGUUCAUGUAUGAUUUACUUCUGCAUGCUACUCACCCCAUUCCAGAGAAAAUUGUCUAUUUCCGUACCAGUCUUGGACAGAGUUUCCAGCAGCCAGCCAAGUUCCUCAAUUAUGCAAAGCAGAAGACAGAUUAUAUUUGCAAGGUGGACAAUGCUGAUUUCCAUGUCGAGAAGACGGUAGCUGCAGCUCCUGCUUCAACAGAUGGAACAGAAGUGGCACUGGAAGUGACCUUUGAACCCUCCAGACUUGGUGAACAGCGGGCAACAUUGAUUGUUUCAUCCCCUAUUGGUGGAGAGUACACAUUCCCACUUGUAGGAACGUGCACCCCACCCAAGCCACAAGGGCCCUACAUUAUCAAAGCUGGUGCUACAUCUGCUAUCAACUUCCGCAAUGUUUUCUCCAACACCACAACCUUCCUUUUCCAGGUUGACAACCCUCUCUUCUAUGUCACCAAAAAUAGUGAAUCUAUCCGUUCAAAGAAAGAGCAGCGCAUUGUGGUUGGUUUUGAUGGAGGUGACGCAACCUCCAAGGCCCCUGUUAUGGGACGAUUGGUUGUGUCCUGCACAUAUUCUGCAGGUGGAAAUUCUAGCACACAGUGGGUCUACUACUUAAAGGGAGUGAAGCAUUGAUUGCAAAGAUAUUUCUUUGUGGUCUUUCCUUGACACUAAAGAUGGGGGAAAAGUAAAUGCCUUGUUAUUAAUAAUGAUCCUGUAAUUAUCUGACAAUGAAAAGCAAAUAAAGACUGACUUUGAAGAAAGAAACAAGCGAGGACUUGUAACAGACUUUAAUAGAAAGCACUUUUCUUAUGCUUCUGUUAACAUUAUAGAAAUGUUAUGAAUAUCUCAGCCGUCCAAUCUUUAUCGUCUGUGAAGACAUUCCGUGACAAAUUUUCAAUGAUAUGCAUAUUUAUUUUUUAAGAAAAGAAACAUUGUGUUUCAGAAGCCUUAAUGUGUUUGUUUUUAUAUGUAUUACCAAAAAAAACUCUAUUACAUCCAAGAUGCAUGUAAUAUAUGGAAUAUUUCUUAACCUCAAGGUUUGGCAAGUGAUUUUUAUUCCUGUUGCUAGGAUUUUGGAUUUUUUUUUUUAUACAAGCUAUAAAGAUGUUGGGCAUAAAAUAACUUCAUGUUCUAUUUCAUUUUUUGUGCGCUUGCAUGUGUGUGUGUAUGUGUGUUGAAGGGUUAAGUGGAUGGUUGUGUUCAAUCAUGAAUAUGUGUGUCUCAUUCCCAAAUACAAGCUGAAAGAAAUACAAUGUUUGAUACAAUGUUGAGAGUUGUGUCUUGUACAGUUGUUUAAAAAAAUGUGGACUAUGUUACAAUGUGUUUCUUUUUUUGAUACAUAAUCUGAAAUGAUGAUAACUUUAUUCUGUUUACACAAUGCGCCUAUUUUUCAGUUCUGCUAUAGAAGUGGUUGUGAUAUUUCCUUUGAAUUUACAACAUAUUUUAAAAGUUAGUUUUGAUUGUGUCUUCUUCAUUGCAUAUAAGAAUUUCUUAUAGAGCAAGUCUUCAAUUUGCAAAAUUGCUGUGUGGACAUGAUUACUGUCUUUUAAAUAAAUGGGAAGUGAGCUGUGUUGUCCUGUACAACCAGAGAGCUUAUAUGAUCUAAGCUCUCUGGUACAACCACGUACUGGUACUGUGCUAAUUUAAAAUGUUUGGAACUUCAUUCAAGAACACUAUUUGUUCUGAUUUUACCCUAUGCAGUAUCAUAUGUGGAAUAUCAGACCUUCAUAAAGACACUUAAUUUUGACCAUGUGAAGAUUAUACAUCCAUAACUAUC